AUGACUGAUUUGUCGCCAACCGGUUUUCUGCAACAACAGCAGCACAGCCAACAACAACAACACCAAAGCAAUCAUCAUAAUGCAUCAGGUACCACAACAACAACAACACCAGCCAGCAGUAGCCGGCAUCAUCAACGCCUUGGACAUGGUCAUUUAUAUUCCAGUCUAUCGCUAUCGUCCACCGGUGGCGGUAGUAUUGGCAUACCUGGUAUUGUUGGAACAGCUACAGCUGGCCUGGCAGGCAGCAGUGGCGGAUCUGUACAUCAUGCUACAAGCAGUCAUGGCAGCAGCAUACGUGCUCCUCCAGUUGGCAGUGGUGGUGGCCGUUUAUUUUCAUAUUUUGGCAAUGAUCACGAACAUGAACGUAAAAAAUCUGAAACAUCAUUUUUCAAUUUGGGUUUUCGUCGUAAAUCUACAGUGGUUUAUUAUGCGGCCACCGAUUAAUUGCGAUGGUGUUCGUGAAACGACCGAAAUGGCAGCGAGAAGAACGGCAAUGCUCAUCAAAUCCCUGAUUGGCUUUAUAACC
This is a messenger RNA of Musca vetustissima, 526 nucleotides long. Its product is annotated as protein deltex-like. The record is from RefSeq and is a predicted model, not a curated record. Lineage: Eukaryota; Metazoa; Arthropoda; Insecta; Diptera; Muscidae. The transcript has a single exon. Bases 1 to 444 code for a protein of 147 amino acids.